AUCAAAUUUUCUUUUCCAAGAUUCCAAAUUGCUUUGGGACCAAUAAGUGUCCUCAAACAUAAAUUGUGCAAGUACUACGAAAAUUCGAUUCAUGCAUUAGAUUUUUCAACUAUGGAAUAGGAAUAGAAUAAUUUCUUUAAUUUUCUUGUUUGCUCUCUUAAUUAAACUAGUAUAUAUUGCUAAUAAAAUAAAUAGGCCAAAGCAAACUAAUCAAGGAGGAGUCGAAAAGCCAAGAAAGAAAAGAGAAUGGGGGCGAGAAGGCUGGUGGUGGUGCUCGUUCACCUGAUUGGAUUUUCAUGGCUGAUCACUAAAAAUGCACUACCAUCAUUUGCACUAACCAUAGGUAAGCGUGGUUGUCAAACGGAAUGUGGAAAUGUAAGCAUCCCAUUUCCUUUUGGAAUUGGAUCCACAAAUAAUAAAUGUUUUCUUGACGAUUGGUUCGAAAUAGUCUGCGACAACUCUACCUCCUCUCCCACAGCUUACCUCAAACGCACCAAUCUCCAAGUCCUCAAUAUUUCUUUGAAAGACUACUCCUACUACAGCUCGUCACCUGGCGUUAUUCAGGUCAAAAACCCAAUAACUUUGUGGAAUUGCACGGACAAAGAAACCCGUGAAUCACUAAACUUGACAGGAAGCCCCUUUGUCUUCUCGGCUAGUGAGAACAUGUUCACAGCGGUGAGUUGCGGUGCACGAGCCUUAAUGUCUUCAUCAAGCUUAGAUGACGUUGAAAUUUCGGCAGGCUGCAAGUCCAAGUGCUUACAAAACAAGCAAGGGUACAUGAAUUGCUGGAAAGGAGUGAAUUGCUGCCAAACUACCAUUCCUUCUUAUGUGAUCCAGACCUUCUCUACCACUUUUGAAACCGAGACACAGAAAACAUGCAUAUAUGCCUUCGUAGCAGACCAAGAAUGGUUCAUUUCCAUGUUCAACCAUACAAAUACUUCUGCUGCCCUUCACAAUAUGGAUUACGUUCCUGUAACUCUAGAAUGGAAAUUAAACAACUAUUCAAAAAACCAAAUUUUCGGAACAAAUCUAUCCGUUUUUAAACUUGAAGAUUUGCUACGGAGCAAAUCAAUCCUUUGCCGCGGAGAUUAUUCCAUUUCUUCAGAGAAUCUGACAGCGGCACUUUCAGUGCAGGGUUGUUACUGCAACGACGGCUUUGAAGGAAAUCAGUAUCUUUUGGAGGGAUGUCAAGAUAUUAAUGAAUGUCAAAUUUAUCCCCAUGCAUGUGACGGAGGUGGAACUUGUGUGAACACUAUUGGGUGGUAUAAGUGCCGCAAGUCCAAGGUUAAAAUUGUCCUUAUAGGUUUCGGCAGUGGUGUUGGAGCAUUGUUUCUACUUAUUGGCGCAUGGUUUCUAUACAAAUUCAUAAAGAAAAGAAAAGCCAUUAAACGUAGAAAGCAGUUCUUCAAACGAAAUGGUGGUCUAUUGUUACAACAACAAAUAUCUUCAGAGGAAGUCAAUUUUGAAGCAAAAACCAAGUUGUUCAGUUCAAAAGUGUUACAGAAAGCCACUGACAACUUCAACCUAGACCGAAUUCUAGGUCAAGGAGGCCAAGGUACUGUUUACAAAGGAAUGUUGGCAGAUGGUAAAAUUGUUGCUGUCAAGAAGUCUAAAGUAGUUGAUGAAGAUAAGCUCAUUGAAUUCAUUAAUGAGGUUAUCAUUCUUUCCCAAAUUAACCAUAGGAAUGUGGUUAAACUACUUGGAUGCUGUUUAGAGACCGAAGUUCCACUUCUUGUUUAUGAAUUCAUACCCAAUGGUACACUUUCCGAGUAUAUUCAUGAUCAAAAUGAGGAAUUUCUUUUUACAUGGGAAAUGCGCUUACGUAUUGCAGCAGAAAUUGCGGGAGCUCUUUCCUAUUUACACUCCGCAGCUUCCUUUCCCAUUUACCACCGAGACAUCAAAUCAUCAAACAUACUCUUAGAUGAAAAGCUCAGAGCAAAAGUAGCAGAUUUUGGAACUUCAAAAUCAGUAGCCAUUGACCAAACACAUGUUACUACAAUGGUACAUGGUACAUUUGGUUAUUUGGACCCUGAGUAUUUCCAAACAAGCCAAUUUACGGAUAAGAGUGAUGUUUAUAGCUUCGGUGUGGUGAUUGUUGAGCUCUUGACAGGACAAAAACCGAUUUGUUUAAAGAGGUUAGAAGAAGGACGAAGUCUUGCAACUUAUUUCCUCAUGUGCAUGGAGGAGAAUCGCUUAUUUGACAUAAUUGAUCCUCAAAUCGUCGGGGGAAAAAAAGAAGAGAUGUUGGAAGUUGCUAAUCUUGCGAAAAGAUGCCUGUAUUUGAAUGGAAGAUACCGACCUACAAUGAAAGAAGUGGCAAUGGAGUUGGAGGCCAUUCAGAAGUCAAUCAAAACCGUUGCUCAUCGAAAGAGUAAUGAAGAAGUUGAAUAUGAGAGGACUGAAAUAACAGAGCCUUGGGAUGUUUCCACCACAAUUGGGCCAAACUCGUCUACAUCUAUUGAUGUUGCUUCAUCGUUAGACGAAUCGCCACUGUUGUCUAAAUAAAAAUUACUUUUUUAUUCUUCUUCGUUGUUCAUUUUCAUUCUCCGUUUAGAAAAUGGAUUUUUAUUAUUGUGAUUUUUACUAGACA
This is a messenger RNA of Ziziphus jujuba (common jujube), 2590 nucleotides long. RefSeq names its product wall-associated receptor kinase-like 3. The record is from RefSeq and is a predicted model, not a curated record. Gene Ontology annotation, molecular function: calcium ion binding; polysaccharide binding; protein serine/threonine kinase activity. The transcript is spliced from 4 exons. Bases 247 to 2505 code for a protein of 752 amino acids. Gene Ontology annotation, cellular component: plasma membrane. NCBI's taxonomy places the organism in Eukaryota, Viridiplantae, Streptophyta, Magnoliopsida, Rosales, Rhamnaceae. Gene Ontology annotation, biological process: cell surface receptor signaling pathway; protein phosphorylation.